Messenger RNA from Solea solea (common sole), 1852 nucleotides. RefSeq names its product potassium channel subfamily K member 16-like. The record is from RefSeq and is a predicted model, not a curated record. Gene Ontology annotation, cellular component: membrane. Gene Ontology annotation, molecular function: potassium ion leak channel activity. The transcript has 5 exons. The coding region runs from base 426 to 1322 and encodes 298 amino acids. Gene Ontology annotation, biological process: stabilization of membrane potential; potassium ion transmembrane transport. NCBI's taxonomy places the organism in Eukaryota, Metazoa, Chordata, Actinopteri, Pleuronectiformes, Soleidae.
UGUGUGUGUGUGUGUGUGUGUGUGUGUGUGUUGUGUCCAGAUGUCGCACUAAUGGCAAAGAGGAGUUUGAUCGUUACCCAAGCAACCUAUAAAUCAAUGCCCAGCAUCUCUGGCCGUCUGACCAAUGAGAGCGGGAUCAUUAUGGGGAGAUGUUUACCAACCGAGUUAGUGCUGUCACCCCAAAGAUACAGCUUCACCAAACAUCCACCUUCCUCCACGCGGCUGUGAUUUGAAGCAGGUUUCACAGAAACUGCCUGUAGCUUACUUUAAAAACACCACACGUCUGUAUCUUUGUGGCGACUUCCUGUUCCUUUUCGUGGAAGAGAUUGUGCAGUGAUGGAUGUGGUCUGUGCGGAGCGACACGUGAUUAGACCUGAUCCUCUGUGAGCGCCAGCGCGUGUGUGUGUCGUCCUCUCUGGUGUUUGAUGGCGAGCUUCCAGUUGGCCCGUGUCAAGUUGAACUGGACCACACUGUUGUCUGUGGCUUACUUCGCGUACUUGCUGGUCGGGGCCGUCGUCUUCCAGAUCCUGGAGCGAGAGGCUGAGAUCAACAACCGCGACCACUUCCAGCUGGAGAAGCUGCAUUUCUUGACCAACUACACCUGCCUGGACGGAGCGGCCCUGGAGAAAUUUGUUCAGGUUAUUCUGGACGCCUGGGAAAAUGGAGUCAAUCCCUCGGGAAACUCUACAAACCCCAGUAACUGGGAUUUCAGCAGCUCCUUCUUUUUUGCAGGCACAGUGGUCACAACUAUAGGUUACGGUAACCUCUCCCCCAGCACCGUGGCUGGUCAGGUGUUCUGCGUGUUCUAUGCCCUCUUUGGCAUCCCGCUCAAUCUGGCUUUCCUCAAACAGCUGGGGAAGUUUGUCACCGUCCACCUGGGUCGACUCAAGAGAGGGAUGGUCUCAGUCGGUCCUCACAAGCAAACCGUGGAGGCUCUGGCCAUGAGCUUUUACUUGGUCAGUGGCAGCCUGCUGUUCCUGGUCAUCCCCCCUCUGCUGUUCAGUUACGUGGAAGGCUGGUCGUUUGGUGAGGGCUUCUAUUUCGCCUUCAUUACACUCAGCACUAUUGGUUUUGGAGAUUACGUGGUGGGGACCGACCCGGGUAAAGAGUACAUCUCAGUGUACCGCAGCCUCGCGGGCUUAUGGAUCAUCUUUGCCCUGGCGUGGCUCGCGCUCAUCCUCAACAUGGGAGCCAGGAUGAUGGAGCAUGUAGUCGUCCUGACUCACCCGGGCUUUAAGAAACAAGAGGAGGAAGAGGACACGUCCUCCUGUAAACUAGAGGACACGUCCUCCUGUAAACUAGAGGACACGUCAAAGAUCUGACAGUGGACGUUAGGUUCACGUAGUAUUCAUUAGAUAGAAGCCAUGUUGUGUGAUUGUUUACUGUAGAACACGGAGGAAAGUGGUAUAUAUUCAGUCCGUAUAUAUUUAUUCUUUCUUUAUUUGGUUUAAUAUACGAUAAAGGACACAUGACAGGUUUCUACCUCAAAUUAGAUUUGUGCAUCAGGGCGACUUGAGGACAUUUCAGUGCAGUGAGCGGACAUUUAACCUCGUGGAUCAGAUGUAAAGUCGCGACAACAUGAGCUGAUUGUUUUUCACCAGUAAUUCACAUGUGAAAUUGUAGAAUGUAAAUAAAGGGAUCGUGGAAAAGAAAGCAGAUGUGGAAUGAAACGCUGCAGCUGCUGGGACUAGACAACUUUCUUCUUUAUCCUUUCUGUGUCACCGAUGACGCUGAGUCACAGCGACAGUAUUGACUGCAUUCGUCCUCUGGAAAUGCUUUUUCUAGUGUUUCCAGUUUUUGUCGACAUCUUUGUUUUAUGUAUAAGUGCAAAGAUUAAUGGAAAGGUCUUUGA